AUGCCUCACACCGGUCAGGCGGGGGUCAACCAGCUGGGGGGCGUGUUCGUGAACGGGCGGCCGCUGCCCGACUACGUACGCUUCGACGAGACCGACUCCAUCAGGCUAGGCUUCAUCGGCGGCAGCAAGCCCAAGGUAAGCCCUCAGCACGGCUGCGACUCCAAGAUCCUGACGAGCUUCUACGAGACCGGCUUCAUCAGACCAGGCUCCAUCGGCGGCAGCAAGCCCAAGCAGGUCGCCACCCCGACGGUUGUCAAGAAGAUCCUGCGUCUGAAGUGCGAGAACCCUGGCAUGUUCGCGUGGGAGAUACGCGAGCAACUUGCGGCGCAGCGUAUCUGCGACGCCUCGGCCCUGCCUUCUGUCUCAUCCAUCAACAGGAUACUGAGGUGA
Messenger RNA from Hyalella azteca, 390 nucleotides. Its product is annotated as paired box pox-neuro protein-like. Bases 1 to 390 code for a protein of 129 amino acids. Gene Ontology annotation, molecular function: RNA polymerase II cis-regulatory region sequence-specific DNA binding; DNA-binding transcription factor activity, RNA polymerase II-specific. The transcript has 3 exons. The record is from RefSeq and is a predicted model, not a curated record. Lineage: Eukaryota; Metazoa; Arthropoda; Malacostraca; Amphipoda; Hyalellidae. Gene Ontology annotation, biological process: anatomical structure development; regulation of transcription by RNA polymerase II.